Messenger RNA from Anopheles cruzii, 1446 nucleotides. Its product is annotated as zinc finger protein OZF-like. Bases 1 to 1446 code for a protein of 481 amino acids. Gene Ontology annotation, molecular function: DNA-binding transcription factor activity; RNA polymerase II cis-regulatory region sequence-specific DNA binding. NCBI's taxonomy places the organism in Eukaryota, Metazoa, Arthropoda, Insecta, Diptera, Culicidae. Gene Ontology annotation, biological process: regulation of transcription by RNA polymerase II. The record is from RefSeq and is a predicted model, not a curated record. The transcript is spliced from 2 exons.
AUGUUUCAAACACUGUUUCCAAUGCUACAGAUUCCCCCCGAGGAACACGGAAUACCUGUGGCGAUGUGCUUGGAUUGUGUGGAACACACGAUUGAUGCGUACCGCUUCUGGAAACUGGUGACCAACGUGGAGAAAGAAGCUGUGGACAAUGCCGCGGACGAUGGUACAUCGACGAACCGUCCUGGGACGAUCGCAUUAUGUAUUGAGCCGCUGAGCAUCGAUGAGACAGUUUCCUACGAAGAUGUUGAAUACCUGUUGGACGAAGUGCAGAACGAGAGUGAUUGGUCAGCGACAUCGGACGGUCGGAGCAGUCCAGAUAGGAGCAAACCCGCAGAUGCUGCCGGUGCGCGGAGCGUCGAGCGCACGGCCCUCAAACACGUGGACUACUUUCCUACGCGGACGAACGGAAGCAACCCCUUUCGAUGCUGUGGACGAAAAUGUAUGCUGACCUUUAGCACGCGAGAUGAGCUGGAAAAGCAUGGCGCCGAGAAGCACUGCAAACCGAAGGUGUAUGACGAAUCUUACGGUUACGAGUGUUACAUUUGUUUCGGUCGGUUUCGGUUCCGAAAAAAUCUCAUCACACACUUGCGACGCCUGGUGCGGGACUACGAGUGCCCGGUGUGCAGCAAGGUUUUCGAUCGCCCGAAGGAGAAGGGACCGCACAUGGCUGCAGAACACCAAGCUUAUCUACAGUCCGUGCGAAGAAAGUGCUACUUGCUCGAGGAACAACAGCUGAAAAUAUGCUGCGGAUGCGGUGCCCGGUACGACACGGUCGACGAGCUGCUCGAGCACGGUGUGUCUGUCCACGCACAGCACCCGCGCAACGAAGACUCCGGUCACAAUAUUCAGUGUGGCGUGUGCUAUAAGUUUUUCAAGACGCGCAUCUGCCUUCGCCAGCAUCAGACGGCCGUGUAUCGGCCCAAACCGUUCAGUUGCGUUCGGUGCGGCGCAGCUUUCGAUUGUCCGUCGAAGCGACAGGCCCAUGAGAAAACGCAUGAAGUUGAUCGUAGGUUCGUGUGCUCGGAAUGCGGGGCUUCAUUUAAGACGGAUGCGGCACGGCGGGGACAUCAGAAAAUACACGGAGAGCGUACGCUACAGUGUGAUACCUGUGACCACCGUGUGCGCACCAAGCAUCAACUCAAGGAGCACAUGCUACGGCACGGAUCCGAGCUGCCGUUGUCAUGUUCGGUGUGCCCGAAACGGUUCCGGAUUCGCUCGAACCUCGUUAGCCAUUUGCGAUCGCACACCGGUGAAAAGCUGUACCCCUGCCGAUUCUGUGACCGACGCUUUGGCUACGUCAGCGACCGACGGAAACAUGAACGGUCCCACACCGGAGAAUAUCCGUACAGUUGCGAUUUGUGUGCGAAAAAGUUUCAUCGACCAUCGGCUCUCCAAACGCAUCGACAGAAGUGUAGCGGUAACAAACGUGCUGCCUUGGUGUGCUGA